CACAGGAGAAAAAACGUUCUACUUCCGGAAGUAGUCGAUGACGCUGAUGAGCGCCGAAGCACAAGACCGGGGAUAACAGGGAGCUCAAGCCAAAUUAAUUUCGUUCGUGUACCAUUUUGAACUGCGUGAGUGUGAGUGCAGGACAUAACUGCCGGAUAGAAGAAACAAGAAGAGCUGAACUAACGUGAAGCUGAAGAGAUGGACCAAAAUAACAGUAUACCAACCUUCCGGGGACUGGCCUCCCCUCAGGGUGACAUGACCCCAACCAUGCCAAUGUUCAGUCCCAUGAUGCCAUACGGCUCUGGCCUGACACCCCAGCCUGUCCAGAACACCAACAGUUUGUCUAUAUUAGAGGAACAGCAGCGGCAACAACAACAGCAGCAGCAACAACAACAACAACAGGCACAGCAGGCAAACACAGGUCUUCCUGGAAUGUCAGGGCAGACCCCUCAGCUUUUCCAUUCCCAGACAGUAGCAGGCUCGACGACCACAGCACUGCCGGGCAACACUCCACUGACCCCCAUGACCCCUGUCACACCGGCCACACCAGCUUCAGAGAGCUCUGGAAUAGUACCACAGCUACAAAACAUUGUGUCUACUGUGAAUUUGGGCUGUAAACUGGACUUGAAGACUAUCGCUUUGAGAGCCAGGAAUGCAGAGUACAAUCCAAAGCGUUUUGCUGCGGUCAUCAUGAGAAUACGAGAACCCAGGACCACUGCUCUGAUCUUCAGUUCUGGGAAGAUGGUCUGCACUGGAGCCAAGAGUGAAGAGCAGUCGAGGUUAGCUGCGAGAAAAUAUGCACGUGUGGUGCAGAAGCUUGGUUUUCCUGCAAAGUUCCUGGACUUCAAGAUUCAGAACAUGGUGGGAAGCUGCGAUGUGAAGUUCCCCAUUCGGCUGGAGGGUUUAGUCCUCACACAUCAACAGUUUAGCAGCUAUGAACCAGAGUUGUUUCCAGGACUGAUUUACCGAAUGAUCAAACCCAGAAUCGUCCUGCUCAUCUUUGUUUCUGGGAAAGUUGUGCUCACAGGUGCCAAGGUGAGAGCAGAGAUUUAUGAGGCGUUUGAAAACAUCUACCCCAUCCUGAAGGGCUUCCGCAAGACAACGUAGAACUGCACUCCCUGCUUUCACCGUCUCUCCAACACCAUCUCUUUUUAUUCAGAUUAUUUUUUUAAUUCACGUGAAGCAUCCUCUAUUUGUUGACCUCUACAAGUGGACUGCUGUAAGGGCUGUUGUACAGACAUGUGAGUCGUCCUUUUUUUCCCCUCCAGUUUUUCAGAUUUUUUAGAAAAUAGAAUUUUUCCUCUUUUUUUGUGUGUGUGUUUUGAUCACAACUGAUGGUAUAUUUUACACACUGAUAUCACCAUUCAUUUGGAACUUUUUUUGUGUUUUUGAUGAAUGUUCUGCUUCUUCAGUUGUGGUGAUCACAUCGCUGAUUGUACAUAAGACUGUAAAGAAAUGUAAAGAAUCGCUGACUAGAAGAGAAGCAGUCUGACUGGGACUGUUUUUUGUCUUUAUUUUAAACAGUUUUAAAUAGUUUUGUACAUUUGCAUUUUUAUUAAUCAUACGCUCAGUCCCCAAUUUUUACCAAGACGUGUUCGAUUAUGUCAGCCACACAUUCCUGUUAACAGUAGUUGCUAAGAUUUUAGUUUGAGUGACCAUUCAUGCUUCACCAAAUCAGUCUGCUUUCUCAGUUUCAUCUUCAACGUUCAAAUUAAUUGCAUCAAAGUUGAUUUUGAUAUGAGAUGUUUUAUAGUUCAGUCUGUUAAGCAGUAACUGAUGUUGGAUGCGCUUAAAUUUUGAAUUGAUAGUUAAACUAAAUUGAUCCAACUCUUUCUGCUAAAGCUCUCAUCAGGUUGUUGAUUAGCUCUUCAAGGGAUGUGUCACUUUAUGUUCCUGAUGCAUUUGUACUUAAGAAUCAACCAGAAGUAAAACGUGAUGAAAAGACUUUGUUGGUCUUAAAGCAGACAGCAUUAUUUUUAAACUCAGAUUCUGCAUAAUAAAUUCACUAGCACUGAAAGAUGACUUGAUGGUAGUAAACUGUGCAUCAUGUUGCCAUGUUUAUGUAUUUUUUUAAAGUUUUCCUAUCUAUUGUGUUUUUGUUUUUUUGCCAUUUAAAACUGUAUUUAAAAGUUAUCUUCCUAAGUAUUAUGUUUGAGCGUGGGGAUGUGAAUCUGGCUUGGUUGUCAGUGCUGUUAGCUCAGCCACGCUGAAAACGAGUUUACAUUUUGAACACGUCUUGGUGUACUUAUGGGUCACUGGCAACAAUGACCUUUGGUUUCACCACCUGACGUUUGUAAUUAAUACUUCUCUUUGUGAUUAUGAGCUCAGCACUGACCGCUGGCCCUGUAACAUCUAAAUGCAAUUCUCUUGAGAUUGUUAAUGUGCUGCACUGUGCAUUAAUAAAUGUGUACAUACU
Molecule: messenger RNA, 2416 nt
Organism: Scatophagus argus
Lineage: Eukaryota; Metazoa; Chordata; Actinopteri; Scatophagidae
Gene: tbp
Product: TATA box binding protein
Exons: 10
Coding region: 199-1107 (302 amino acids)
Biological process (GO): DNA-templated transcription initiation
Molecular function (GO): RNA polymerase II general transcription initiation factor activity; DNA binding
Source: RefSeq, a predicted model, not a curated record